Molecule: messenger RNA, 1359 nt
Organism: Pyricularia oryzae 70-15
Lineage: Eukaryota; Fungi; Ascomycota; Sordariomycetes; Magnaporthales; Pyriculariaceae
Product: S-(hydroxymethyl)glutathione dehydrogenase
Exons: 6
Coding region: 1-1359 (452 amino acids)
Molecular function (GO): zinc ion binding; oxidoreductase activity
Source: RefSeq, a predicted model, not a curated record
AUGGCAACUGCGCAAGCUGCCUACGCCGCCGAGAAGGCCGUGGGCCACCAGGAGGGUGGCAUCACAAGACAGGAUGUCUCUGACUACACCGAGACGGGCGAUCCCAGCCGGACCAUGAAGGCGUUGGUUUGGAUGGGAAAGAACAAGGUCGAGAUUGCGGACAUGCCCAGGCCCAAAAUCAUCGAGCCCAAGGAUGUCAUCCUCAAGGUCACAGGCAGCACCGUCUGCGGCUCGGAUCUCCAUCUCCUGCACGGCAGCGUGAUCCAGAUGAACAAGAACGACAUCUUGGGUCACGAGUUCUGCGGCAUCGUGGAUGAGGUUGGUCCCGAGGUCACCAAGUGCAAGCCCGGGAAGCGCUACGUUGCUUCUUUCCAGAUUGCGUGUGGAGAGUGCUUUUUCUGCAAGCAAAAGUUGUCUUCGCAGUGCGAGCGCACAAACGACAACACCAUUGCCAAGGCUAUGUACGGCAACCAGACGGCCGGCAUGUUUGGCUACAGUCACUUCACCGGCGGCUUCGCUGGAGGCCAGGCCGAAUAUGUGCGCGUGCCCUUUGGAGACGUGAACUUGCUUGAGAUUCCUGACGACGUUCCGGAUGAGAAAGCCCUAUACCUGUCCGAUGUCCUCCCCACAUCAUACAACGCAGUCAAGGACACCGCAGUCUACCCGGGCGACACCGUCGCCGUGUUUGGAGCCGGCCCCAUCGGCCAGAUGGCCGGCUACUGGGCGCUGCUCGAGGGAGCCGAGAAGGUGAUUUUUGUCGACACGGAGCCCCGGUUGUCAUACAUCCAGGAGCGGUUCAACGCCGAACAAAAGGCCAAGACCACGUGCAUCGACUACAAGAAGCUGUCAUCGGGCAUCACCAACAAGGAAACAGUCGUGUCCAAGCUCAAGGAGAUGUGCGGCGGAAGGGGCCCCGACUGCGCCAUCGAGUGCGCGGCGGGCGAGUACGCCAAGGGCUGGGCGCACUGGCUCGAGAUGACGCUGGGUGCGGAGACGGACACGAGCGAGAUCCUCAACGAGAUGAUUGAGGGAGUGAGGAACUAUGGUAGAGUUGGUGUUACCGGCGUCUACGUUGGAUACACCAACCACUUCAACAUCGGCUCACUGAUGCAACGGGGUGUUCGCCUGAUCGGAAACGGACAGGCGCCCGUGCACAAGUACUGGGAGGAGCUGCUGGCCAGGAUCCAGUCCAACGACUUUGACCCCCUGCAGAUGCUCUCGCACCGCGUCAGGCUUGAGGAUCUCGACAAGGUCUACUACAAGUUUGAGAAGAGGGAGGAUUCGAUGCAAAAGAUCUUUGUCGAGACCAAGUUCUCGCUGCCCAGGGCCACCGGAACACCUGAACUCACUACGUACUGA